Molecule: messenger RNA, 1833 nt
Organism: Aspergillus uvarum CBS 121591
Lineage: Eukaryota; Fungi; Ascomycota; Eurotiomycetes; Eurotiales; Aspergillaceae
Product: flavin-containing monooxygenase
Exons: 5
Coding region: 1-1833 (610 amino acids)
Molecular function (GO): monooxygenase activity; flavin adenine dinucleotide binding
Source: RefSeq, a predicted model, not a curated record
AUGACACCCCCCUACCACCACAUCAUCCAACUUCCCACCACCCCCCAGGUAAAUCCAUCCAGCAUCAACCCCAUCACCAUCGCCCAGAAUUGGCUCGCCAUUCUGAACACCCACCUAAUCGACAACACCUCCAUCACUCUCUCAAACCUCUUCCAUGAAGACAGCUGGUGGCGCGACAUGCUCGCCCUGGACUGGGAUUUCCACACGAUCCGAGGCUGUCCCAACAUCCAAAGCUACCUCGACCAGCGCCUUCCCCGUGCACAACUGCAGAAUGCGCGUUUGUACAGCGAUGGGGCCACAAGUCCCGCAAUUGACAGCCCAAUCCUCGGACUUACAUGGAUCACGGCGAUGUUUGCCUUCGAGACCCGAUUCGGCCACGGACGCGGGGUGUUCUACCUGACCCCGACCGAGCAGGGAGGGUGGAAGGCAUAUUCCGUAUAUACUGCGUUGCAGGAGCUGCAUGAAGCGGAAGAGAAAUUAGGGCUGCGACGGCCACAUGGGACCAUUGAGUCUAUGCCGGGUGGAGUUGCGCAAGGAAACUGGCUGGAGCGAAGGCAGCGCGAGAAGGAGUUUGUGGACAUCGAUCCCGCAGUGUUGGUAGUGGGUGCAGGCCAAGCAGGACUCAAUCUAGCGGUGCGCUUGCGGACUCUCGGACAAUCGUGUCUCAUUGUAGAGAAGAACGAGCGCGUGGGAGAUAACUGGAGAAAGCGAUAUCGGACCCUCAUUACCCAUGACCAUAUAGAAACCUGCCAUCUCGCCCACUUACCGUUUCCCAAGACCUGGCCCAAAUAUCUUCCCAAAGAUAAGCUGGCAGACUGGCUGGAAUCAUACUCCACUAUCAUGGAGCUAAAUGUCUGGACAAAGACUGACGUCAAGUCGGCGGAGUAUGAUCAGACCGCGGGGCAUUGGACCGUCUGCCUCGUUCGAGACGGAGUCGAACGUGUUGUACGCCCACGACACAUCGCUUGGUGCGCAGGACACUUGGGCCUACCCAAGGUCCCCAGCUUCCCAGGGCAGGCGGACUUCAAAGGGACGAUCUACCAUGCGAGUCAGCAUGCUGACGCCAGGGCAUUGGCCCCGCAAGGCAAAAAGGUGGUGGUAGUGGGGACCGGGAAUAGUGGCCACGACAUUGCGCAAGACUUCUACCAACAGGGAGCAGUCGUGACGAUGCUGCAGCGGGGUCCGACGUAUGUCCUGACCGAAAAGCACGGAUUGCCUUUAAUCCCGGAGAACCAUGGCAUCGACGAUGACAAUCGCCCUCCCCUCAACACGCAAGACAUCCUGUCCGAAAGCCUGCCUUGGCCCAUCACUCUUGCUCUCUGCGUCGACCUUACCAAGCGCAUUUGCGCCGCUGAUUCUGCCGUUCUCGAGGGCCUCCGAUCCAUCGAUUUCCAACUGGAUUUUGGCCUCGACGGCGCCGGACUGCUACGCUCGCUGGUCUCCCGAGGCGGGGGCUACUACAUCGACUUCGGCUGCAGUCAGCUACUGAUCGACCGCAAGAUCCGUUUGCAUUCGUGUGCGGGCGGUAUUGACUCUUUCGACCAAGGGGGUCUGCACCUCGCCGACGACUCUUAUCUGGCUGCAGACAUUGUGGUGCUGGCGACGGGGUACGCCAACAUGCGCGACUCGGUGCGCCACACGCUAGGGCCGAAGGUGGCCGACCAAUGCAAGGACGUGUGGGAUCUGGACGAGGAGGGUGAGAUACAGACGAUCUGGAGACCGAGCGGGCAUCCCCAUUUGUGGCUCAUGGGUGGAAGCCUAUCACUGUGUCGCAUUUACUCCCGUUUCGUUGCACUGCAGAUCGCCGCCACGGAGCUGGGGUUGAUAGUGUAG